This is a messenger RNA of Mycena indigotica, 495 nucleotides long. RefSeq names its product DUF498-domain-containing protein. The transcript has 3 exons. Lineage: Eukaryota; Fungi; Basidiomycota; Agaricomycetes; Agaricales; Mycenaceae. Gene Ontology annotation, biological process: mitochondrial respiratory chain complex I assembly. Gene Ontology annotation, cellular component: mitochondrial inner membrane. The record is from RefSeq and is a predicted model, not a curated record. The coding region runs from base 1 to 495 and encodes 164 amino acids.
AUGGCUUCCUUGUUACUUCGACGACGCGUCUUUUCUCCGUCUCGUUUUGCCCCAGCUUUCAGAGCGACCCACAGUGCUACUUCAUUGACGAAUAUCCUCGGUUCUGAUACACCUCCCCCAACCCAAAUCGCGUCAGUUUCUUCGUCAGGUAUUCUUCUCGAGGAUGGGUUACUGCUACCUGGCGCUGCAAUCUUUCUGGAUGGAAAAAUCUUCCUAUGGGAUGUACCAGAUAGUGUGACCCAGUGGAAGAGAGAACAUUUAGCUUUAUUCGAGGUCGUAGUCCCAAGACCAGAAAUUCUCAUCCUUGGAACUGGUCAAGAGCUAGCGCACCCUCCACCUUCAUUCCGCUCGUUUCUGACGGAAUUGGGGAUCCAAGUAGACGUUAUGAGCACGCGCAACGCCUGCUCAACAUACAAUCUUCUUGCGGAAGAGGGCCGUCGGGUAGCCGCUGCGCUAGCCCCACUGGCUCCGUAUCGUUGGCCAAAGACACAUUAG